This is a messenger RNA of Pseudocercospora fijiensis CIRAD86, 1179 nucleotides long. RefSeq lists its product as uncharacterized. The record is from RefSeq and is a predicted model, not a curated record. The transcript has 3 exons. The coding region runs from base 1 to 1179 and encodes 392 amino acids. NCBI's taxonomy places the organism in Eukaryota, Fungi, Ascomycota, Dothideomycetes, Mycosphaerellales, Mycosphaerellaceae.
AUGAGCGGCAAAAGAGCGAUCGUUUUCGGCGCCAGUGGUGUCACUGGUUGGUCUUUCAUCAAUGAGAUUCUGCACGACUAUCCGCAGGCUGCGGUCUGGGAGGGCGUUGUGGCCAUGACAAAUCGGCCGCUGGAGCAAGAAGACUCGCUCUGGCCCGCAGACCCACGAUUGCAGAUUGUGUCAGGUGUAAACUUGCUUGACUCCCAGGAGACGGUCGAGGCGAAGCUCAAGGACUAUGUCCAGCAUGUGGAGGAAAUCACGCACGUGUUCUACCUUGCAUACAAAGCAUCUCCGGAUCUGCAACAAGAAUACGAAGACGCCGUGAACAUGUUCAAACGUGCUAUCAUCGCCAUGGAUCGCCUCAGUCCAGCACUCGAGUUCUGUGUGCUACAGACAGGAGCCAAGAUGUACGGAUGUCACCUGCUCGAGAAUCAUCCUACAGAUUAUAUUCAUACUCCUCUUCGAGAGGACAUGCCAAGACUGAGACCGCCGUACGGCGAUAUGUUGUUCUACCAUGCUCAGCUGGAUUGGAUCGCUGAGUACGCCAGAGACAAGAAGUGGAACUGGAUCGAUACCCGCCCGGACAUCAUCAUUGGCUUUGUUCCGAAUCAGAACGCGUACAGUCUGGCGCAGUCCCUUGGCAUCUUCCUGUCACUCUACGCUCAUGUCGAAGGCCACGGUGCUAUCCUUCCCUUCCCUGGCACAGCAAAAUCUUGGAAUGCUAAGUCUAAUGACAGCUCUUCAGACAUGAUCGCAAGGCAGACAUUACACCUGUCGUUGACUCUACCACUGAGCGCCAAAGGAGAAGGCUUCAAUGUAGCAGAUUCCAAAGACUACUCAACAUGGAGUGGAACGGCUCCCUCUGCUGACACUCCCAGCCGGCUUGAGGUCCGCCAGUAUAUCAACGACCACCUCGACGAGUGGAAAGUUCUAGAGAAGCGAUACGGUCUGAAGAGCGGCGUUGCUGACUCCGACCUCACGUUCAAAGGCUUUGAAUACUUCCUUCUGACACAAUUUGACUUCGAUCGACAGUAUGACAUGACAAAGAUGUACAGCAGCCCAGAGGAAAACCCCUUCACGGAGCAAAGAGACACGAAGGAGGCAUGGUACGGCGUUUUUGAUCGCAUGCGAGCAGGACAUUUGAUCCCAAUUGAUGCACGGAAAGACUCGAAGGCAUAA